This is a messenger RNA of Stegodyphus dumicola, 2513 nucleotides long. RefSeq lists its product as uncharacterized. The record is from RefSeq and is a predicted model, not a curated record. Lineage: Eukaryota; Metazoa; Arthropoda; Arachnida; Araneae; Eresidae.
UUUUUUUACACGAAAAACGAAAUUCGAAUUUAGUUUCUGUAUACGGUGGAUGGUGGAUAGGAUACGUUUAGAUGAAAAAAUAAUAAUUUUUUUGUUUCUUUAACUUCGGUUUUCGCGGCAUCUUGUUUCCUGUAGAUAUUCGAGAGGGUUUUUUUUAGUUCUUUUAAAGGUUUUUUUUUUUUUUUUUUUUUUUUUUUUUUUUGCCGAGAAGCGAGAAAAUGUAUUACACUGAAUACAAUUUGCGUCAGCUGCUGGAAAUAGCUCUUCGUGUUCCAGAAGUUGGAGCAGUUAAUUUCAAUAUUUUAUAUACAAUUCUCAAAGCAAUUAUUCAAAAACAAGGUCUGGAAGGGGUGAAGCCAUAUUUUAGUAUCGAUGUACCCUUACCAGCGCAUAUUGCAGGUUUAAAAUCUAAAUUAAACGCUGCGUAUAUUAAACGCUCAUAUUCCGAUGAAUCUCUACAGCCUGCUGAUUCAUACCGCAGUGAUGAUAUAAGUAACGUAGAUAAAGAAGAUAGAGAUCCAGAAGAGAUGCUUAACAUUUAUAAAAAAGAAGAAGCUGUUAGAUGGCAGAUUCUGAAACUGGUUAAAAGAAUGGGAACUAUUGAAGAUGAAAUAACUGAGUUGCAUGUGCUGAUUUCUCAAAUGGUGGAUGAGCUAGCAGAUAUGAAAAGAAUUACUACUUUGCAAGAUUCAUCCUUUACCACCCAGAUUAAUGAGCUGAGGGAGAAAUUGACAGCUGAAGAAAGUACCAAAAAAAACGUGGAAGAUAUAAUUCCAGAAAUAGAAGAUCAAUUUGUAUCAUCUCUAUCUCCUGUGGUUCAGGAGUUUCAUAAGAAGCUGGCAGAAAAUUAUUCUGAAGGUAAUGUUUUAAAGGAAAAAGUAGAGCAAGUUAGUUUGGAUUUAGACACUAUUCAUGAAAAUGUGAAGAAUUUGGAUGACAAAAUUGGUACAGAAGUGGAACUGAAAAUAAAAGAGAAUGUGCAAGAACUGGUUUCAAAAGAAAUAGAUCUUGGAUUAAAAAGUGUUAUUUCUGAUGUAGAAGCACUGAGGGUAAAGCAUGCACAAUUAGAUGAAACUUUUAAAAAAUAUGUGUCCGAUUCUGCAUUCAUGAAGUUUACAGUUUUGACGAUCUUCAUGUCGAUGGAAUACUUGCCGCCCGGAUUCGAAAAGGACAGUUUUGACACUUUGACUCUUAAACACGAGGAAUUAAUUGAACAAAUUCAAGACAUUGAGAAAGUAGAUACUCAAGGUCCAGAAACUGAUACUUUACUUCGAAGGUUAGAGGAACUUGAGGAGUGUGUAUAUUCUGGAUCCAAAUAUCAAACUGAAAUGGAGGGACUAGCUGGAAUGCUUUCAAGAUUUGAAUUCAAAUCUGAAAGUGAAGAAAUCCUCCCACGUAUUUUUGACAAAGAUGAGUCUGAAGAGCAAACAGGUACGAUUCCAGGAAAAGUGAAAGCUGAUGCUUCUAAGAAACAUGCUGCUGCUGAACUAAGUGAAAUUAGUGAAAUGAAACCUGCAGUGAAAACAGCCAUGGAAAUGUUUUUUAAAAAGAAGAAAAAACCUGAAGAGGAUGAAAGAGAAUCCAAAGGCAUGAAAAAGACUGUAAAAGUUAAAGAAAAGAAAGAUGCUGAUAAACAGGCUCUGAAAGAUAAAGAAAAGAAAGAUUCUGAUGAGCAGGCUUUAAAGGUUAAAGAAAGGAAAUAUGAUGAUAAGCAAGCUGGGAAAAUUAAAGAAAAGAAAGAAACUGAUAAGCAGGCUGGGAAAAUUAAAGAAAAGAAAGAAACUGAUAAGCAAGCUGAGAAAAUUAAAUUAAAGAAAGAAGCCGAUAAAGAAGCUAUGGAAAUUAAAGGAAAGAAAGAUACCGACAAGCAGGUUGUGGAAUUCAAAGAGGAAAAAAUUGCCGAUAAGCAGAAAGAAGCUGUAGAACUAAAACAAGAUGAAGAAAUUGAUGAAUAUGAUGAAAUUAAAGUGCAUGACUUAAAGAAGGAGGAUGAAAUUACAAAAGCAGAGGAGAAGUCUAAGGAAAUUUCCAAACGUAAAUUUCAGAAAGCUCUUAAGAAAGUUGGAACUGUAAAACGUAUGCACAGACUUGGAGAAAAGGAAGAAGGAAAAGAAGAACUGGAAGGUGACCAAAAAGAAGAACUUGAAGGUACAGAGGAAGAAGAAUUUGAAGAUGUAGAAGAGGAAGAAGAUGAGGAUGUGGGAGAGAUUAAGGAUUAUGAAGGUUCUGAGGAAGAAUCUGAAACUGUGGAAGUCAAAGACGAUGAAUACAUUUCAACAUCUCAAGAAGAUUUAGAUGAUGAUGAGCAUUUAUAUGGUCUUGAAAAAGCCAAAGUAAAGUUCAAAACUGCUGUACAUGGUGUUAAUUUGAUUGGUAGUUUAGACAAGAAGAAACGUAAAGGUAAGAUAGAAGAAGAUGAAGAGCAAGAAACUGAACAAUAUGAAGAGAAAAGUACUCAAGAGCUAUUUGAUGAAAUAAAGUUUGAAAACUCGGGAGGGCGUUCUUAUCCAUGA